UGGAACAGGGCACGGACAGCCUUGACAUAUGCCGGGUGGUGAACGGCAUGUGGCAGAGCAGCAGCGCGGCGUGGGGACAGGCGGCACCAGAUGCAGUUGUGACUGCCAUGCUGCAGCAUGCUGAUGCGGGUCUUACUACCUUCGAUAUGGCUGAUAUAUACGGCCCUGCAGAGAGCUAUUAUGGAGCGAUGAUUGACAGGCUUAGGAGGGAGCGAGGGGAGGAGGCUGCAUUUGGCGUGCAGGGUCUCACCAAGUUCGUCCCACGCCCUGACCGCAUGACCCGAGACGUGGUGGAGGUGGCAAUCAACCGCUCUCGCACUCGUAUGCAAGUGAAGACGAUUGACCUGCUGCAGUUCCACUGGUGGGAUUACAGCAACCCCGGGUACCUGGACGCCUUGAAGCACCUCACAGACCUCAAGGAGGAGGGGAAGAUCAAAGCCAUUGGGCUGACCAACUUUGACACCAAGCGGCUGCAAGUGAUCCUUGAGAAUGGAAUUCCCAUUGUCAGCAACCAGGUGAGAAAGAGCGGAGCAAGAUCAGUAGGUGCAGCACAGCCCAGUGGACAUGCGUCCGCAGCAGCAGAUGGGUUGAGGCAAUUCCUCCUUUCCCCAGUCCACGCUGUUCUCUUGUCCCCCCCUUUAUCAUCCGAGCCGCAGGUGCAGCACAGCCCAGUGGACAUGCGUCCGCAGCAGCAGAUGGCCGCAGGUGCAGCACAGCCCAGUGGACAUGCAUCCGCAGCAGCAGAUGGGUUGAGCCGCCUCCUCCCAUCCCCCCGCCACCCACAUCGUCCCCUUAUACCCCCUCUAUCCUCCGAACCGCAGGUGCAGCACAGUCUAGUGGACAUGCGCCCGCAGCAGCAGAUGGCUCAGCUUUGUGCUCUUACAGGGAAGUAUCUGCACGCCAAGGAACCCAACAGCAUGUUUGGCCCGCGCCUUGCCACGCCCUCUCUCAACAAGUACAAGCAGAUGGUGGAUGCGUGGGGCGGCUGGGCGCUGUUCCAGGAGCUUCUGAGGGAGUCUGAGACAGUGGCAAAGAAGCACGGGGUUACAAUCGCUGCAGUAGCCGUGCGCUCUAUUCUCGACCAGCCAACGGUGGCAGCAUCGAUGGUGGGCGUGAGGCUGGGCCUGCAGCAGCACAUCGCAGACAACAAGGUGAUCUUUGGUUUGAAAUUGGACGAUGAGGAUCGCGCAAGGAUCACCAGUGUCACCAGCAGGGGCCGGGACCUUCUUGCUGUGAUUGGUGACUGCGGGGACGAGUACAGGUAG
Messenger RNA from Closterium sp. Naga37s-1, 1265 nucleotides. NCBI's taxonomy places the organism in Eukaryota, Viridiplantae, Streptophyta, Zygnematophyceae, Desmidiales, Closteriaceae. The record is from the annotation of a GenBank genome assembly.